AACCGAGUAGUAAACUUAUGCCCAUAAAAGAGACACAUUUUGGAUAUAGAUUUCAAGUGGAAAAAAAAGUGAAAGCCAAAUAUGGAUUGGAAUAUUAUUGAGAACACAAGACCCUUUGUUCCUCAUCCAGAAUCUUCCUUAUCCUUCUUCUACAACAACAACAACCCCUAUUCAGGAAUGGAAAUGGGCCAAGCUGCACUGGGUGAAACACAUCAGAGGUUGCUUCCAGCAAUGGAUGAAAUGAACAUUAAUGGAAAUAACUACAAAGAGAAGAAGAAGAGAUUAACAAGUAACCAGAUUGAUUUACUGGAGAGGUGUUUCCAGGAGGAAAUAAAGUUAGAGCCUGAAAGGAAAAUGAAGCUUUCAAGAGAGUUAGGGCUUCAACCUCGUCAAAUUGCGGUUUGGUUUCAAAACAGGCGUACUAGGUGGAAGACUAAGCAGCUUGAACAUUCCUAUGAUGUUCUUAAACAAGAAUUUGAUGCUGUAUCAAGAGAAAAGCAGAAGCUUCAAGAAGAGGUUAUGAAGUUGAAAGGAAAGCUAAAAGAACAAGCUACCUUCAGGACACAAUCCUAUGUUGAAGAAACAGUAGAAAGCACAUCAGAAGGUCUACGAUGUUCCAACAAACCACAAGGAACAGCAGAUCAAGGAUUCCACAACAACAAUAACAACAGCAGUACUUGUUUCACAGUUGAAGAUUUUAACUCAGUUUCAAUGGCUCCUCAUCAAUGUCACUGGCCUGUGUUACCUUAUUAUCCCUAAUCUACAUUCUACACAAUACAACUCAAAGUUUUAAUAGUAUUGAAUUACUCUAUGAGUAGUAGUUACUAGUUAGUGAUUCAUUGAACUUUAAUUUUUGCGUACUAGUAGUCAAGUAUUAAUGGUUUGAGGACUGACAUUAGGAUCUAUUCAGAACUAUAGUUGUUAUGAGUUAUGAGUCAUAAUAAUUUAUGGAAGCUAGCUAGGGUAAAAGUUAACUAGUAGUAGUGGUUUCCAAUUCUAUUUUUAAGUUAAAACUUUUACUAUGUGGUAUGUACUAUGCUCUUUGG
This is a messenger RNA of Lathyrus oleraceus (garden pea), 1046 nucleotides long. RefSeq names its product putative homeobox-leucine zipper protein ATHB-51. The record is from RefSeq and is a predicted model, not a curated record. The coding region runs from base 82 to 759 and encodes 225 amino acids. Gene Ontology annotation, cellular component: nucleus. NCBI's taxonomy places the organism in Eukaryota, Viridiplantae, Streptophyta, Magnoliopsida, Fabales, Fabaceae. Gene Ontology annotation, biological process: positive regulation of DNA-templated transcription. The transcript has 3 exons. Gene Ontology annotation, molecular function: sequence-specific DNA binding; DNA-binding transcription factor activity, RNA polymerase II-specific.